CGUGUUUCGAACGCCAAGGCAAGCACGCUGUCGUCGACCAGUGGCGUGUAGUGAAGUUUUGUAAAGGCAAUACGCGCGCUUGAAGUUUGAAGCUCAAUUUACUCAGAGGCUGGCGCGCAACGCUCGCGCAAAUAAACAAACAACACGCAUCCGCGUGGUUAAGGUCGCACGCGGGUUGUUUUGUUUCCUCCGCGUGACAGUUUUUGUAUACUUUUUGCUGUGCUGUGUGUUUAAGUUGUUUUUGUUGUAAAGCAAGCAAUUGUCCUAGUGGUGGACAAAUGCGUCGGUGUACGUUAACUGGAGCUGUAUCAAAACAUAUUCGUUCGAUUGACGAUUGUACCACAGUUUACCAUCAAACGACAGGGAAAGCGAUGGCAGUGAUUUGAAAAGUGAUACAACAACCGACCACCACGACCUCAGAUUUGCAGAUGAAAUCUGACUGUUUUCGGCCGGUGUGGAUUUAGUGAGUGUUUUUUAACUGCGCGGGGAAAGAAGCCGGCAAAGGCAAACUUUCACAAAUCGGCCAACCGUUUUCGGUUUGAUAUGAAUAAUUAAUUUCCCGCCAGUUGUUUUGCGCCAACACGCACGCACACAUGAUAGGGUGGUGCGCUUUGAUGUGAUUCUUGUUGAAAAGGGAGUGUGAAAAGGCAGGGAAGCGUGAAACCCCCUUUUGGCAACGAAAAACUACGCAACAAGUGUGUUCUGAAGGGAUAACGCAAAAAGGCCGCCAACAUAAACCAAACAGUAAUCAGCAACCGUCUGGAGCGAAUUUGUAUGUGUGCGUGUGUAUGGUUGCGGUGUGCAAGAAAGGUUCAGAAAGGCUUGCCAUGUGAGAGCGAAGUUUUUACUUUCGUUCGGAAUCGCUCACCAUCCGCGGGUGACUUUUAGUUUCGUUCCGAUGCUAAUGGUGUCCGGUUUGCUGUGCCGUCGCAGACCUGGGCAGGAGCAGUAAAUGGUCUCCUUAACGAUGGUGCUGCAGGUGCUUGGCGAUUGUGUCGAUUCUGUCUAACCAGUGUCGGUGGUUUCACCCUUUGUGUGUGAGUGAGUGUGUGUACCAUUAAAAGUUUGACAAAACGAACCGAGGAGAAGCAUAAUCAUAAACACACUUUAACCUCACCCAAAAAAAAAACCCAACAGUCACCUUCAGCUGGAGACAGUGAAAACAACAAAGAAACCUUGUUCGAUCGAUAGCCGAUUUUGAGUGCGCCGAAGUCGUCGUCAUCUUCAGGUGGAACCGGUUUCCCUGGUGUAGUAAGGUGUAUGGAUAUAGAUAGCGAAACGCUCGCCCCCAAGGAGCAGACGUACAGGUGAUCUCUUAGACCGUUUGUUUAAGAUCGUGAAAGAUGCGUUUGCUACCACCGCGUGACACGUACCAUCGCCAAGAACGUCCAAGUAGCUGCUGAUAUUGAUUUUGCACAGUACACACACACAUAGAGUACCAGCGCUAACAAAACGUGUGACCGCCAAAGUCGUCGCAGGUGCCCCCGGUAGCGUGCAGGGGAAUUUAUCGAUUUUCUCGCGACGACCGUCCUGUUUACCAGCUGUUGGUGCUCGCCCGGAUACACAGUCACGAACGCCACGUAACCCUGCAAAUCCGCGGCCACGGGUGACAGAAUCAGUUGGCAGAAUGUAUUUGGUACAGACUGUACAGACGGCAUCCCCGUGGAGGCCACAGUUACCGCUGCCAAAGGACAUAACGACUCAUGUGCAGCAGCAGCAGCGACAGCAAGCCAUGGAAAAGGCAACAACGACGGCACACAAAGCGAAGGACGCUAAGGACAAGAAGUGGUCGCUGGGCAGUCUGUUUCGCAAGAAGAAGAAGGACCUAGAGACGGACUCGAGCUCGGAGGAGGACCGGAAGGCGGGCUUUGUGCCGGUCAAGAGCCAGGGCACGCUGAACGGCAAGCGCAAGAAGCGUUCGAGCAGGAUCGUGGGUGCUGGAUUUGAUCACAUUGUAAUCAAUCCACAACAGCAACAGCAGCAGCAGCAGCAGCAGCACAUAAUACCGCAUCAUCAGCACCAUCCACAGCAACAGAACCAGUACGGGUUCCGGGAAACUGACGGCGUAAACACGAUCGAACGAUACCCCGGGAAUGGAUCGCUCGAUCGACGGGGAAGAAAGACAGACCGGUCGAGCAGACAUUCAAAGGAGCGGCAGUCAUCAAGCGAUGAGGAGUCGCAUCGAUCGUCCUCCAUGUCGCGGUUCCGCAGUGACGACAGCUUGGGCAAUCAUAGUGCCGGCUCGCAUCGAAAGUCUCGUACGGCACGCACCGAGCGUUACCUGAAGCGUAUGUCCCGUGACGAUGGCGGUAGUCCGCAGGGCUCGAUCGUACCAGCGCCUACCGUCAAUCGAUGGCACACGCAACCGAUUUCACCCAGUAUGCUGCACGGUGGCAGCGUUCAGUCAAUGGACGUUACCUAUCGACGACACCAUCCGCACCAUCACCACACGCAUCACCAUCAUCAGCCGCAGCAGCAACCACUCCAGAUGACGCUGCGCAAUUCGGCCAGCUUAACGAACGUUCCGCACCAUCUGUAUCAGUCGAGCUCGCCGAACUAUGCGCAUCAGUUGAACUACUCGACGGCACCGCCGUCCCACGGUACGGGUAACGCACCGGCAGCUGUAACGUACGAAAACAGCUUCUACAUACAGAGCAAGGCGAGCUCGAUGCGUGACGCUAUCCGCAGUCCACCGCCGAUUCCUCCCAGGGAUCCUCAGCGACGGCUCACGAUCGGUCACACCAACGAGGCACGGCCCGUGUCUUAUGCGUUCGAUCGAUUCCAUCAGGUGCCGGGUAACGUUUGGCAAUCGAACGGCAAGUGUAACAGUGAGGAUCGCUUGUGGGGAUCGAUGCAGCCAGUGCAGCGUACUGCUCCCAGUGCACACUCUGUAACACCACCAAGAGCUACCUCUGUACAGCCGGCUGAGGUACAACAGCAGCAGCAACAGCAACAACAACACAGACAGCGUUACAUAUCUCGACAGCAGCAACCACCAGUUACCACCAUCCAGCCACCGAGUACACCACCGAGUAGUGUGGCUUACCAUCACCAUCAGCACCAUCAGCAUCAACAGCAGCAGCAGCAGCACCAUCAGCAGCAACCGAACUAUCAUGCGACACUGCCUGCCACACCACCGCAGCACUCGGUAGAGUAUCGUUACGUAACGGAUGUAACGCCUCGUUCGCGCAAACCGAUCCAGAUACAAGAUCGCACCUUCGAACCGUACGAACCGAAGCUAGCCGAUCCGGUGCCGACGGGCAGUGAGUCUUCCCUCGCCUACACCAGCACCCCCACACCGACCGGAGGAGGACGCGUUGGUUCGUCCUCACGGUCGCUGCGUGCGGACAGUUCCGACUCGGUCGGUGGUGGAGGUGGUUCGCGCACUCCUCAACAGUCUGCAUCCGCCUUCUGGCGUCGCAUUGAGGAGGAACAGCAAAAUGGGUCGGUACAAUCGCGCCGUGGUCGUGCUACGGAACGUCGUCCAGGUGUGGCGGGAACGGCCAUUUCAUCUCGCUCCGUAUCGACAUCCCGAGCGCUGGAAAUCAUGAACCGUCGCAAUCAGGAGUUGACGCGCGAGCUCGACCAUCUGCUGGAUGAUAAGCAGAAUGGGAAGAAUGGAGAUGGGGAGAUGGAGAACAUUGUGAGCGGACGGUUGUAUCUGCGGCAGACCGGAGAGACAGGUGCUAACCGAGCGAAGUCGAAUGAAAAGUUGUACGAGGUGAAGAUGAAAACGGCACCGGAGCCAACGGUGGUGCCGAACAAGUACGAAGAACAUGUGGCAAAAACCGUUGCCCAAGGCACUACGGUGCAUGGAACGCACGGCUAUAGGCGAUAUGGUGAAGAGCAGCAACCUCCUGCGCCACCGAUGCGAACCAUUUCGAAGCGAAACUCCUGCUCGGAGGAAGAGCUAGCCCGGAAGCGCAAAUCGGCCAACCUGGAGGAGGCAAUCAACGAGCUGGAAGCGAUCUACAAGAGCCUCAAGCUAAGCGAUGAAGAUCUGCUGGAGCGUGCGGAGCAGCGAGAUCUUCCCACACCGACAGGGUUCAGCCAGCGGGCGCGUCACUAUCGCUACGAUGCGGAUGCAGAUGAGGAGCGAGCUAAGGCCGAGCCAGAUGUACAGCUUGAUGAUCUAAGCUACCGUAGCAUCAAGCGAGCAAACAGCUCGAUCAAAGCGCCAGAUACGCAGCCACCGUUCGGUAUUCCAGUCGGACCGAUACCACCCUCCCCGAACACGGACUAUCUGACGGUGCAGGCACCGGUGAAGCAGACCAAGCCACGCUUCCAACCGCAACGAUCUCCGGAUCUCGUGGCAGACGAUCUCGCCUUCCGACAGCUGCGCAAGGACAAGGAUCUACUGGCAUGUAUCGAUCGCGCCGGCGUGCGUCAUGCACCACCAUCGCAGAGCGGUAAUACUAGCAGCGGGUCGGACGACUCACGCCAGAAACGUUCGACCGGUUCGCUAUCGUCCAACAUCUACAGCCAGAUACAGCGCGAUGCGGCCAAACCUUCGGGUGGAAAUCUGGAGGACUACUACAAGAUAGAGCUUUACGCAAAGAGUCUGCGAGAAGCGACCACCCCUGGUCGGGAGGUGGUGGCACCGGCACCGAAGUCGAAAGAUGCCUCACCGGCAAAGGAGAAGCCAGUUACCAUGCGUCCGAAGAGUGGCACGACACUGCCGAAGGAGAAUCGGGGCGCCGUGUUCAAUCUCCCUUCAACGCUGAAGUCAAGCUCGUCCGGAAGUCCACCCAAGAGCCCGGCAGCGACAGAGGGAAGCAGUGCCGGUUCGACACCUACUCCACGACCGCGCUCCGGCACCGAACCGGUCAUUGUGGGCGCAAAGCAUAAGGCCGAGUUUGAGGAGAUCCUGAACGCGAUCGCACUGGAGGCGCAGUCUACGAGCGAGAAGCUUGGGGCCGAUCUGGCCGAACUUCGCAAAGAAACGCAGUCCGUGUCGAGUGGCACCAGUCCGGAGGGGAAGUCGGUUGGAGGGGCGCGUCCCAUUUCCAAGACGAUUGCACCCACGAAAAAGGAGGAGGUGGUGGUUGUAGCCGCCAGAGCUACUGUGAAGUCACAGCGAAGUGAGACACCGAAGGAGCUGGCCGAGGUGGCGCAAGCGGCCAAGUACUGUGAGCGAAUGUUGCGUGACGUUAUUGAAGAGGCACCCAAGAAGGAGAUGCGAAAGGAAGCGUCUGCAUCGAGCAAGCUGUCGCCGAAGAAACGGGAGCAAAGUCCGAUCGAACGUGCUCCAAAGACGAUCGUUCCAGAGCAACCCACUAUCAUAGAACCAGCGCCAUCCAGCGAACCGUCUGUGUUGAGUGGGCUUAUAGAGCAGCUAACGCCGGCCGGUAGCUUCGAAGCGCUCAGCAAACGCUGCCAGGAGCAGCUCAGUGAGCUGGAAGCUGAGGAUGAGCAGCGAGAUGGGCGCGUUAAGUCAUCGAUCGAGCGUGAUUACGAUAAUCUGGUCGAGAGUAUCGAACCUUUUGAGUCCGAUACGGAUAAAAAGUCCACAGAGGAAGAGAUCGACAUCAUCAUGAAGGAGUGUGGCAUUGAGCUGGAAUCCAACGCUGCCCAGAAAGUGCCUGCCAGUGCGCAGACCGAGCUGAAGUCCUCGAGCGAGACCGAGCCUUGUCCAAAGUCCUCCUCCCAGAGCGUCGGUCCUAAGUCUGUCACAGCGAGCGAAACGUCCCAACAACGGGCCACCAGUACGUCUCCCUCUAGCGAGGGACGAACUAAAACGUCCCGUCCGUCGCCCCCGGUGUCUUCCGUGCGGCUAACACCGUCCGACACGGAGUCGCAGUACAACUCGUCCGAAGAGCUCGCCAUGAUCUUCGGCAUCAAGAGCCCAACACCGACAGAAAAUAAACCGUUCGUGAAUAGUGCUAUCCACGAGUUGGAGAAGAAGCUCUCAUCCGCCACUGCCAAACUAAGCUGCCAACAGCAAUCGGAAACUAAUUAUCAGCAACCGCCUCAUCAUCAUCAUCAUCACCAUCAACAGUUCACUGCAUCGUCGUAUCCACCCGUUCAUCAACCGUAUCAGGGGCACCACCACUACGCUCCUCCGCCCCCUCAUCAACCGUUCUACGAGGAGGAACCAACCCAUCGGGUAGAGGAGAGCAAAUUUCACCUCAACCUGCCGCAACAGCAAGCGCCUACGUCGUCCAACGAAAGCUCCGGUCUGCACGCAAUCUUGCAAGUGAUACGCGCUGAACAACAGCAACAACAGCCACAGCAGCAACAGCAGCAGCAGCAAGAAAAGCAAUACCAGUCCCGCAAGGAGCCGAGCGUUUCGAAACAUUGUGAUCUCUACAUCGCUACUGCCAGCACAGCCAGCAGCCCACCGCAGGGUCGCGCAUAUCAAGCACCGAACCACCAAACGACGCUACCACCGGUUAGCAGCAGCAGCACCAACAGUACUUCCUCGGUCCAGCCACCCAAGUUCAGUGCGGUAAACUUCCGGCGCGUCCAGCGGCAUCCGCCCGUCUCGUAUCCGAAGCGACCGCUCGUCACGCAACGCUCCCUGGGCUCACCGCCCUCGGUGAACGUCGGCUCGAGCUACUCACCGUCCGGUGCGGCGGGCAGCAGCAUCGCCUUUGCCGCCGCUGCAUCGUCGAUCGCAAACGGACAGCAGCAGCAGCAGCAGCAUCAACCGCGUCGUCGCCAGCACGGCUCACGGAGGCAUGAGGCCUUCGUCAAGACGCGCUCGAAAACCAUAUCGGACUUUUUCGGGCCCGAGUCGACCCCGGUCAGCCGACUGCUGAACAUAAUAUGUCAAGAGAAGGAAGCGGAAAGGGUAGCAGCGCACAUCAUGAACCAGCAGCAGUCGAACUCCUCCAGCAGGCAGGCGGUCGCGGCCAAGCCGUCCGCGAGCGCCCCAUCUAGUCACGGUACGGCCAGGGCCCAUCCGGUCCGGCCGACGCCAUCGAGCAGCGGGCCGUCGGUCGCGGUGCGCUCGCGCAAGGAAAACAUUGUGCCGAGCGUGGCCGUCCACUCCGGGUCGGACACGGGCAGCAGCAGCAGUGCGGGCGUCGCGCCCGUCCUCGUCGAUCCCGCGUUCGCCGCCAAGGAUAUAGAUAGGAUAGCGAAAUACAAAGCCGAUAGACGUAAAGCCAUUUACUUAAGAAACAAUGUCCACGAGAACGAAAAUGAAAGACUGGAACCUAGCAAAAGAUCAUCAUCUAGAACACCGAAUACUCUUCCAUCAAGUGCAAUUCUUAGCAAACAGCAGCAGUCAUCGUUACCACCCUCAUCCAAACCGACCACUACCACGAAGCGUCCCCAUUCGGCCGGGCUCGCCGCUUCCUCCACGAAAGCGGCCGGCAACAACGGCUCUACUACUACUACUACCCGACCGGUUCCGACCCGCCCGGUAGCAACCGGUGCACGGGAACGCAGCGCCAGCAGUGGCCACAAUCGAUCCGGAGAUGAGAAGCAAAGUAGUAGCGCGAACGCCGGCGCUGGCGUCACGAAACAGAUACGAACGACACGAUCGUCUCGUUUGCGGGCCGCGGCCGCUCACGGCAUGGAACCACCGUCAGCUCUCGCAAAUGCUGCAAAAUCUGUCACGGGAUCGAUGUCACUCUCCACGAUCGGAGGCACUGCCGGGGAAGAAGCUCCACGAGCCUCUCAGCAACAGCAGCAGCCACAGCUGGAACGCUCCCAGCGUGCCGUGUUUCAUCGCGCGCCGCCAGUGACGGGAUCCGCUUCCGCUAACCCACUACCAGCAUCAGCCUCCUCCCGCACGGUGUCGACGGUCACGCGCACGACACUAUCGAAACAUUCCACCAGCAAUGUAACGGCUACUAGAACGACCAGCAAGCCCUUGCCAGCAGCAACAACCAAGCCAGUGGCGAAGAAGGUUGCAGCCGCCCCGCUCCCGGCGGGAGGCGAGACUGGCCGCCGACUGGUGCCGUCGAUUGCCGUCAACAUGAAACAGAGACUCAAGACGACGACCGAAACGAUAAAGGGCGAGCGCGUAGCGAAGGUAAAGAGUGAUACACCUGCCGCCACUAUAACUACCGCCUCUUCUUCAUCUGCUGCCAAGCGAGUUCCCCUUGCCGCCGCCGCCGCCGCCAAGACGCGUAACGCUGUAGUAGUGCAGGCGGUGGAAACACCUUCCGGAAUGGUGCCGCCGGUGGAGGACGAGCGCACGCUAAUAACCGAUCGUAUGCAGUCGCUUAUGCUUCUUGACGGUGUGACGGAGCAGCAGCAGCAGCAGCAGGAGGAUAAGCCACCGGGCGGUGUGGUGGCUGGGUUUUUUGAGCGGCCAGAACCGGACGCAGCCGUCGGUACACCGCGCCUGCGAACGUCCACGAUGAAACGAUCGCAUGCGGCCCGAUCGCCGGCCCUGCCGAAGGACAUAAGCGGGCUGAGCCCGGUCAAGGGGGUGAUGCCGGGACCGGUUGAGGUGGUGCCGUCGCCGCCGAAGGAUAAGUCGGCCAAGCGCAAAUCGUUUCUCAAUCGCUCGCAGACGGACGAACCGACCGGUGGCGCAAGAACCACCACGAGCUCAGCGUCCGCGGGUCGAUACCAGCGUCGGCUAAAGAUGCCCCACAGCAGCCCGGACAUGUACUCGUCCAGCAAUCGCUCCUCGCCGGUCAAGUCAUCGUCCUCGACGGAGAAAUCACCCACCAACUCACCGCGGCCGCCGAGCUCCUCGAACCGGUCGAGCCCGAAACACGGCGGUUCGCCCGAAACGACCUCGAAGGCUGGAUCGUGCUCACCGCCCGCACGCAUCUGUUCGCGGCUGUCGGGCCAUUCGAGCGGUGGUACGGUCAACAACAGCCCAUCGCCAUGCUCGCCGCCAGCACGCAGCCCAUCGCUGGCCUACCACAUGGAACAGGCCCGCCGGGAGCUUGUGAUUUCACCGCCCCGAACGAACCGUUUGCUGAAGAUUGUGACCGAGUCGGCGGGCGCGCCCAUGGAGGAGCCCAAGCCGAAGGAAAUUGAACCAUCGUUUGCGGCGCUUUCGAUUCGCGACGCGGAGGAGAGCGUGUCCGGUGACGUGCAGAUGGAGGUAGAACCGGCGGAAGUGGUCGCAGCAGUGGUCGCGGAGGACCUUGAGGAUGAAAUAUCGGAGGAACAGUCGUCCUCGAUAGGGCAAUAUUCUAAAUUUAGUCAAAUUUUAAAAUCACCCACACUAGAGGUAGCAACAAUUAGUGAUAUGUUGGGUGAUUUAGUCGUGGCGAACGAUAAUAGUGUGGAGCUAGAGCCGCCCGAAAGGAUGGAGGUGGAUGAGGAGGCAGAGAUGCAAGUGCCAUCGAGCGCGGAACGGCGACAGGAGGUGGUGGAAGAUAUGGAAGCCGGGCCUUCUGGGCUGUGUGCGGCAAUGAACGGUGUGGCGUACCACGACGACGAUGAGGACGAAGUUGAAGAGGACGCGCCCUUGCAGCCGGUCGUGGUGGAACCACCCUCCUCCAGAGGGUACGUCGCGGUGGUGGACGUUGGUGAAGACGACGAUCUGCAGCAGGAGCAGGAGAUGCGACCCGCUAAUCGGAUCUUGUUCGACAAUCAGUUCAACGACGAGUUUGUCGUCAUCGAGAACAGUCCAAAGAGUCAGCUGAUCCAAUCGCUCGACGAAGCCGACAUCAUCGUGCUGCGCGACAACGAUGGCGGGGAGGAAGAGUACGGCGAUCCGCCACUUUCCCGUCCAUCGAGCGGCGGCUACCUGGAGAAGAAGAAAAAGCUCGUCAAGAUGAGCUCGGUGGAGCACUUUGAGCGCAAAAGCUUGUCGCCGCAGCGCGUCGGCAAGCUCAGCACGUCCUCGUCCUGCAUCUCGCGGGCGAAGAGCAUGGACGAGAGCGGUGCUGGGCUCGGCGGGGUCGGCAGCUCGUCGUCGGCCGGGCCGGCCAGCUCCUCCGGCACCUCGGCCAACCACAUCGUGUCGAUACUGAAGCGCAAAACGGCGGUCGAAUCGUCCACGGCGGCCAGUUCUGCGUCGAGCAAUGCGUCGCCGGUGACGUUCUCGCCGAGCGUCGUCGACACACCGAUACGGUCGAACCGCAAGCAGGGCAUACUGAAGAAGCGCUGCUCGCUGGACGAGAGCCGCUACAGCCGCAGCCAUUCGCCGGACGACCGGUCGAUACUGGUGAAGCACACGCGCCGCAACAGCUUUGAGGACGGGGCGAGCUCCAACCAGCAGCAGCAGCAGGCGCACGGUAUACUGAAGCAGAAGAGCUACGAAUCGAGGGAGGAUGUGUCCGGUGCGGCGGCGAGCGGUGGCACCAGCCGCAACUCGAUCGCUAGCGGUUCGGGCAGCGGUGUCAGUACGGGACCGGGGGCCAACGGUAGCAUCUCGCACGGCAUUUUGAAGAAGAAAAACGACAGCUCGUCUACGUCGACGCCGAGCGAACCGCCGAAGCAUGUGUCGAUCUCGCAGGCCGUCAUACUGGCGGCGGCCGAAAUCUGUCAGGACAUGCUGCUGGUGGACGAAGACGAGGCGUACGACAUUAAACCGAUCCUGAAACCGGACCACCAGGCGCCGGUGACGCCGAAACCGAUACUGAAGAAGAAGUACUCGUCGGAGAAUGAGGAGAUACGGCCGAUACUGAAGAGUUCGCGCAAGAGCUCGCGCGAGGAGACGUCCGACUCGGAGGAGAUGAAGCGAUCGAUACUGAAGAUCGACUCACCGGCCAAACGGACGCGAUGCAUCGUCGAGCAGCCUGCUGCUGGUUGUGGUAGUAGUGGUGAUUUGUUGCUGGGUAGCUUGGGUAGUGCCAGUUCGUCGGAAGCGGGAACGCCGGGCGCUUUGUCGUUGGUGCACAGCCGUUCACUGGAGCAUCCGGACUCGGUGGCUCCGGCGCCGAUAGUGCCGCAGGUAACAAACAUCGAAAAGCCUAUCAUUUCGGUUGCAGAGCGCAUCAGAAACAUGGAGAAGUUCCUAUCCGGAGGCAGCAGCGCUAGUGGUCAGUCUGCGUCGACUUCGGCUGCUGUUAGUAGUUCGACGGGUAGCGCCAUCAGCAGACGUGAAUCGUUCCGGUACAAAACACAACCGGUUACUUCAACAGAGAUCAACAGCAGUGCCCAACAGCAGCAGCAGCAGCAACAGCAACAGGUAUCGCCGUGCGGUUCAAGAUCCUCCCCAGAGUGUGUGGUAGAAGCUUCUGACCGGUCCGGCGAACACGAUGUCGAUCGUAGUGCAGCAGAAGAGCAUCACCACAGCACCGGUGGUGAUUGUGUGGUAAACGCAGUCGGUAACGCAGCUGCUGGACAGCUCGAGGAUACGCCGGCGGCGGCGGAGCCAGAGUUGCGUAGAGUUGCGCCAGAGCAUAGCUGCUUGCGCAGCUCGCUGGAGCUGUUGAUUCAGCGCAGCGCUUCGGUUGAUCGCCCCACGCCGCCAGUGUCAUUUGCGCUGCCGUCCGACAGUUGUGGCAUUAGUGGCUGCCUGGCGGAGGAGCCGAAACCAUCGUCCUCGUCGUUUGAGCUGCUGUCGCCCACGCUCGGCACCGCCGAAUCGAACUCGCACUCCAUUAUCAGCGGCGAGUUCAAUCUCGCCUCGCUCAGCUCCGACUCGGGCGUCCAGUUUGGGGGUGGCCGGGGCGGCACGGAGGAACUGUCCGGCACCACCGACUACGUGCUGUCGUCCUCGGUGAAGACGAGCGACAGCGAAAAGUCCCCGUCGAAGAAAACGAUCGACGACGACGACGACGACGGAGAGGAGGAGCUGCUGAAUGCGGACGAGGAACAGCUGCUGGUAGUGCGCGUCGGGGACGAGGAGUCGGACGAAGAGGAGCACCCGGUACCGGGGCGGCGUAAAGGAGGCUUGGCGGCAGCGCUACUACUGUCACCGACCUCUUCCUGCUCAUCAUCGCACGACGGUGGAGUUGGUGGAGUUGGUCCCCGUUUGCUGAGACCGUGCAGCAGCAAUAGUAGUGCGAGCAGCGAGAGCAGCAAGCAGGGUGGUGGUGGAGCAGGAAGUAAGGUUUGUGGCGUCGCUGGAGCUAGCUCGCCGGGCAGUAGUACGCCUUCCUCGUCGCCGCACAGUGGCAGUAGCAGCGAUCUAAGCGAUCGCGAAUCGGCCUCGACGGCGGCUGGAGCGGACGGCGACAGAAUGUUUGGGGGCUGCGUGGGCUUUGGCCGGAGCAGUGGCGGCGGCGGUGGUGGGACCAGCAGUGGCGGGGAGGACGGCACUGACAAGGGAUUGCUGCGACGGUCCAGCAGUGUCCGGGCGAAGGCGAGCAUGUUCGCGCAGCUGGAAAGCAAGCUGAAGGAGAACGAAAACCCACUACUCAACCGGCCGAUCGUGGCCCGUCCGAGGCGAGCUCAAUUCACAACGCAGACGAUCUCGCCAACCGACAUCGAGCGAAGCAAUAACGCCAUCAAUAGUGGCCUCAGCAGCGGCCAGUACCGCACGCCGCCACCGCCAACCACCGGCAACUCUACGGGUCAUCAUCAACCGUCGGCCCACCAACCGAUCAUGAACACGAUACCAACGAACAACAACAACAACAACAACAUCGUCUCGGAUGACUCUGGCGCCGAGUUUGAUCCCUCGACACUGCAAGUAUCGAAGAAGGUCAAACUGUUCUCGGGCGGAUGCGUAACCGUCAAGGGCGGUGGUGGUGAGGAUGGAGCUGACCAGCUAACGGCAGUAGCGGCGCUCGCGAACGGUACCGCCAACCAGCUGCCGGCGGUGCGGCGCAGGAAAACGCUACUAAAGGUGCGCACGAUCGGCAAGCUCGCGAUGCCCAAGUUUCUAAACGAUAGCAACAAUAACGUUUCCGUUCGGCAGCAGCAGCAGCAGCAGCACCAGGAGCAGCAGCAGUGCAAUGGAAACGGAUCGACCAACGGCACUGGAUCGGAGGGAGAAACGGACCUGCUGCUGCAGCACAUCGUGCCGAAGGUGGAUCGGAUACGCCGCAAGUUUAUGAGCAUCCCGUCGACGACGACAACCACCUUCCUGAACAGUACGGAGAACGGUGUGCAAAGUCCAACCCAGGGAGGCCAUGGGGAUGAUGCGAGCGAUGGCAGCGACUCGAACGUGGACUCCGGCAAGGAGAACAACUACGACAGCGGGGUGGAGAACAUGAACGGUCCGAGCCGGCCAUCGCUCGGUAGCGGCAGCUCGAACGUGCUAGCACUGAAGCGCAACUUCCUCAACAGCUCGAACCGAUCGAAAGUGACCACAACGGCACCGCACAAGGAAAAGGAUCCUGCGCUGGACGUUUCCACCGAGCUGGACGGUGUGGUGACGAAGGGCAAGGUGUCACGGCUUGCCAACCAAUGGAACCGGCUGCGCAUGACGCUCGACGUGUCGUCGAUAUUGAAAGCGCCCGGCACGACGUUUGACACACCGCCCUCGCCCACCGGGCGCAUUGGCAACGGGCUGGCGGCCGAGCGCGAAUGCGAAAGCCUACCGAUUGGCUGUGGCGAGAUGGAACGGUCGUACAAUCUGGACUCGUCGCUCGAGCGGUCGCAGAGCACGCAUCACAACAGCACGUCGCAGCAACAGUUUUCCCGCAGCUUUACGCGCAAAUCCAACGGCAGCUCGCGGUUUGCGCUGGUCGAGGAUCGGUUCGCGAAGUACUUUGGCUGCAAGGCUGGUGGGCAAAGCUCACCGGCGGCUACUGCGGCGCAGCCUGUAAGCGGGAAAUCGAUGAUGGUGACACGGAACAGUUCGGUGCGGGAGCCUAACACACCGACCAAUAAUGGGACGGCAGGCAAGCAGCAGUCACGGCGGCGUAGCCAAUCGAUGCCGAAGGAAUCGUUACUGCUCGAGCAGCGGCUGGAAACGUUGAUCAGCACGAUCGCUGCGAACGGUUGGGAUGGCAAGUGUACCGUCGGCGGCGUACAGCCCGUGCAAACGGUCGAGGAGCUGAACCUUACCACCGAAGAUCUGUCCAUGGCGGACACGGAGUUCGAUAAGCUGUUUAUAGAGCAAAUGAGUCCCCGCAAACCGCCGACGGCGUACCUGCCGCCGAACGCCCAGAAGCUCCCGUUCAUGGCGGAGCUGAAGGGCGGCAUCCUCAAGUCAAAGUCCGGCUGCGUCGGGCUGUUUCCGGCCGAUCUGAACUCGGAGCUAAAGUCGCGCCUGAAAAAGUCCACCCACUCGGCGGUGAGCAACCUGAAGAAGUCGACCACCGUGUCCAGCAUCGAGGCGGCGGCACCAGCACCACCGACGGUGCGAUCGUCCUCCGAGUCGGAGGAGGAGGAUGACGACGACGAGGACGGUGUGGCGCCGGGCAAGAAUCUCGCCAAGAUGCUGCGCAACGUGUCGAACACGGCCAACAACAGUGGGGCAUCGCAGCCACCGCCACCGUCGUACAUACCGCUGCCGAUUCCGGCCUUCCCGCGUACGUUCGCGGGCAGUGACGCCGAUGGCGGUAACGCCCUCAACCGGGAGCUGCUGUCGAUCAACAAGAAUCCGGCCGUCGCUAGGCGCCGUCGUCAGAAUGAAGGCUACAAGCAGCAACAGUUGAUUAAAAGCAAAAGCCAAUCCGAGCUUGCCACCUUCAUACCGGCGUCGGCCAUCAUCUACCAUAAUACGGCCAACAACGGCGGUGCACCGGCGGCACCAUCAGCACUACUAACGCACGGCGGCAGCAGUAAUGCAUUCGGUCUCGGUGGCAUUGCUGCACCAUCGACCACAGCCCUAACUGCUGCCUCAGCCCCUCACGGCUUCUACCCCGAGCAGAACAACAAUAAUAAUCAUCACAGCAGCUUCGGACACGGUUCCGGACAGCAGCAGCAGCAGCAGAGGACGGAGGACGACUUCAGUUUCCCAGCGUUCGGUGCACUGCGCCGCUGCCUGACAGAGGAGAUGCGCCCCGACCAGGACGGUUCGAUGGUGAAGAGCGUGUCGAUAGCGGAGCGGCUGGCGGCACUGAAGAAGAGCGGCGAGGACGAUUGGCGCAAGCGCGUCUCCAAGAAGGAUGUGCCCGACGACGUGCGGCGGGAAAAUCUGGUCAAUAAUGCACUCAUCGUUGCCAAGUCCCACGAAAGCCCAGUGAAAAACAACUCACCACGACCGUUCAGUCGGCCGGCGGACCUGGAGGGUGGAAACAUUUCCGAUCGGUUGGGCAAGAUCAAGACGUCGUCGGAAAAUUGGAAAAAUCGUGUCGAACUCUCCGAUGCGACCAACUUCACCGUUGCGGGCCGGCUGCCCGCAACCAAAUCGCCCAAGCUACCGUUCAUCAAGUCGGACACGAAGCAAUCGCCCGCGAUGAACGUGUUCCGCAGCGUUAACCCACCGCAGCUCGGCCUGUCCAAGAGUCCCUCGAUGAUGGUGUCCUCCGUGGUCACUUCCUCGACCGUUUACGGACAGCAGCCACCGACGGCGGCAGCGCCGCCAGCAUUCGGUGCCCGCCCUACCAGCGUUCCGGCGCCCCAAUUUUCUAGUCCCGCUCCGGCAAUGUUCCAGCAGCAGAGCCAGCAGCAGCAGCAGCAGCAGCAGCACCGUGUGGUUGAAAGUCUCAUGAAGCGUAGCAUAAGCGUGCCGGGCGUACCGUCCGGCGGCGAGCGAACGUUUGGCGGCGAUCUCAAAACACAACAACCGGUCGGCUCGAAGGUCGCCAUCCCGAAGCUGGACGAUGAAAGCUUCGGCUCGUUCUUCGGGAAGGUGGCGAACGGUGCGACCAGCACGGCCACAACCGGCAGCUUUAGCAGCAGCCUCACCAGCAGCAGCAGUAUGAUGAGUAGCAGCAGCUCCACCGCCGAGGUUACGUUCGGUGAUCUCGACACACUCAAGACCAGCGGCGAGAAGCUGACGCAGAAGAAGGUGGUACAGGGGCCGCGGGGCCGCCGGGCCAUGUCGCGCAAUCCGCUCAAGACGCUGGCCGCCCGGGACGACCUGCAGACGGAGUACACCGAGAUAAGGACAGGCAUCGCCGACAAGGAGAUGCGCCGACUUAAACUAGAAGCAAUUGCCAAAAGUAGCAAUCUGGCCGUAGAAGCGCUAGCCGGCUUAGCGUCCGUUGAGGAUUUCAAAUCGGUCAGUCUCAAGUCUAGCUCGCUGCCGCUGAAUCAGUCGUUUGUCCCGCACAAACCGCUGAUGUUGCUGCAGGUGAAGGGCCGUCGGCACGCGCAGACGCGCCUGGUGGAACCGGCCGCCCGCUCGGUCAACCGGGGCGAUUGCUUCAUCCUCGUCACCGCCGACCGGCUGUUCGCCUUUCUCGGCCAGUACGCGAACGUGAUCGAGCGGUCGCGCUGCAAGGAAAUCUGCGAGCAGAUCGUGCGCGACAAGGACCUGGGCUGCAGUGCGGCCAGCGUGACGCUGCUGAACGAUGGGGGUGUGACGGCCGGCCGGCAGGCGCGCGACUUUUGGGCGCUGCUGGGCCGCGGGCAGGAGGACGAGGGCGUGUGCGAUUCGGGGCACGCGGACGAGGACGAGCUGUUCGAGGCGUGCCUGAUCGAGACGAACAUGGUGUACGAGUACGGGGAGGAGUCGCUCGUGCCGGUGGAGGAUUACUGGGGCGCGAUACCGAAGAUAGCGAUGCUGGACCCGCGCAAGGUGCUGGUGUUUGAUUUCGGCUCCGAGCUGUACGUGUGGAGCGGCAAGAGUGCGCCGGCGGAGAGCAAGCGGGCGGCCCUGCGGCUGGCCCAGGAGCUGUACGGCGGCGGGUACAGCUACGAGGAGUGCCAGCUAAGCCCGCUCAACUUCGCGGAGCUGGCGGGCGAUCGGCAGCGGGACGCAAGGCGACUGUCCAAAGCGGGCAACAGCCGGCCGGAGUGGUGCCUGAUCGCCCGCGUCACCCAGCACAUGGAGACGGUGCUGUUCCGCGAGAAGUUCCUCGACUGGCCGGACGUGACGGUGCAGUUCCGGGACGAGUAUGGCGGGGAUGGAGCGUCCCCGACCGGGCUCGAGAUACGGCCGCUGGACGGCCCGGAGCUGUACGGGCGCGCCGAACCGUACCAGGAGCCGAACCUGGUGCUGGAAAACUCCAACCUCGGGCGGGGCGACUUCUACUACGACCAGGACUCGAUGCGCCACUUCGAUGUGCGCACCACGUCCGUGACGCAGUGGGAGAUUGACGAGUACGAGUACAAGGAGAUCGAUGGGACGUCGCGCGGCCACUUCUACGCCGACGAAAGCUACACCGUGCGCUGGAUGUACCAGAUCAGCGUGACGGUGCGCGAGCUGAGCGGCAAGGUGUCGAACCGCAGCACGGUGGUCGGUCGCGACCGGUGCGCCUACUUCUGCUGGCACGGCCGGGACGCGUCGGCGAACGAGAAAGGGGCGGCGGCACUGCUAACGGUCGAGCUGGACAAGGAGAAGGGUGCGCAGGUGCGUGUGGCGCAGGGCCAGGAGUCGGCCGCCUUUCUGCGACUGUUCCAGGUGAUGUUCGUGCAUCGCAGCAAGCGCGUGGCGAAGGCGGGCUGGCGCAUGUACAUGAUUACCGGCAACUUCCCGGAGGAAACGAUGUGCACGGAGGUGGACGGUUGCAGCAUGCGGCAGCUACGUUCCCGUGCCACGAUGCUGCUGGUGCAUGGCGAGCGCGGUCGGGUGCUACUCUGGCAGGGCUGUAAGGCACUGCCACACGCGAAGGAAGUGGCCGCAAACGUGCUGCGCGUAGUGCUGGAGCAAAAGUGUCCCGAGCUGUUCGACGAAACGCUGUCGAAUCUGUCCUCGGCCGUCGUGGAGGAAGGUCACGAGACGGACGAGUUCUUUGAUGCGGUCGGAGGGCAGAACAGACAUCACUAUCACAGCCUGCUCGGGUCGGAGCAGUGUUACGACUUUACGCCACGCAUCUUCCACCUGACGAGCAUCAACAAUGGCAACUUUGAGGCGACCGAGCUGCAGUGUGCGCUGCGUGCGAAGGACCGCCCCACGGCGUACCCGUUCCGGCAGGAGGAUCUUUACAGCGCCCGUCAGCCAACGAUCUUCCUGAUCGAUAAUGGGCACGUGCUGUGGCUGUGGCAGGGCUGGUGGCCGACGGGCGACGAGUCGGGCAGCGACAGUGGCGCCGGCGGCGAGACGAACCACAGCAGCUUCGACAGCAACCGGUCGGGCGAGAACCGGUGGCAGGUGGAGCGGCGGGUCGCAAUGGAGACGGCCGUCUCGUACUGGAAGGCGAAACAGCGGCAGGCAGGCGUAGGCGAACGCGUGACAAAUGGCAAUGGGCAUGCGAUUGCUACUACGGCGACGACGGCGGAUGAGAAUGGAAACGAUGAGCAGGGUGUCGAUGAGGUCGAUGCCAAGCCGACGACGGACCACCGGAAGCAGGAGCAUCACCGUGUGGAGCCCCCGCCGCCGACUGCUGCUCCGGGUGACCACGUGCAUGGGUUCGUCGUCUGGGCCGGGCUGGAACCGCUCGAAUUCACUGCCAUGUUCCCGGAGUGGACCGAACGGGACGAUGUCGCAGAAAUCAAUGUGCAGGAUGGUCGUAAAUCGACACCGCAACCCAUCUACGACAGCCUGUCGUUGCUGUCCCGCAAGGAGUACCCGUUGGCCGUGCUGCUCGAACGCCCCCUGCCCGAGGGCGUCGAUCCGACGAAGCUCGAGCUGUACCUGCACGAGCUCGAUUACCAGGAGGCGCUCGGGCUGAGCAAGCAGGAGUACGAUCAGCUGCCCGCCUGGAAGCAGACGAAGCUGAAGAAGGAGCGUGGUUUGUUCUAAUAACACACCGGUGUCGGACAAAAAACAGAAGGGAAAAGGCCAUACAGACACAGAGGGCGGACAGAUAGGAAGGAAGUAGGAAUGAGACAGGAAAGCGAAUACGAUUGGAGACAGUUUCGAGGGUUUUGAUUUGUGUUCGUCCGAGGAUGUCCAUGUUUGUUUCAAAAUUAGUUUCCCUUUAAGGGGUGGGAGCUCUGCUCUAAUGAUAUUACUUAGGUUUUUUUUCGUUUUCUUUUGAGUUGUUAUUUUGUGUUUCUUUUCGGUUUUGUUUUGUGAGCGAGAUAAAUUUAGUAGCAAGUUAUCAAACUCCCCUCUUUUUGAGCCGCCCGUAGAGUAGCGUCAUUCUCUCUUCUUUAUUUGCUUAAGUUUUACCGAUGUGUACCACUAAAGGAUAAAGAUGUACGUGUGCUGUGCGUGUGAUUUUGUGUGCUUGUGUGGGGUUGAGAUAUCCAACAGCCAAUCCAAUGGAGGAAAGAGAGAGAGAGAGAGAGAUAGAGAGAGAGAUAGAGGAAAAAGGAAGGUCGUGCUCUAGUUCAUUCAUGUUGUGUUCGUUUUGUUUUAAUAAUUUAAAAAUAUAAAACCAUUUAUUUUAUUCCUACCAACACAACACUCUGUGUCGCAAGGAACAGGCGUUAAACUGCGUAAAUGGCGCCGUAAUGAGAAAGGCUUGAAGGUGGUAGUGUGCCGUAGAGAGAAGGGACCGUAAGGAGACGUUCAGAAAAGGCCCAGUAGAUUGAGUUGAGGGGUUUUGAGCUUUCUUAUCCUAUUUUCUCCCUUGUAGAUAUGUGAUUUUCUUUACCCUUUCUACCCCAUUUUCAAUCGUUACAUCUUGCCACCUUUUUGUUAGUUUUGUGGUUUUGUUGUGUAAAGGUGUUAACCACACCCUCUCUCUCUUUUUGUUUUCCCGAUGGUGCUUUUAGUUGCUGAGUAGUUUUGGUUUUAAGAAGAACAACAAGGUUUGUGUUAAUUUUAUUUCUUCCAAUUUCUCGGAACACCGAACAUGGAUCGAUGGAUUUCUUUACAUUUAAACGUGGAUGAUGAUGUUACGGGGCAGGAAACGACGCAAAGAGGCAUGGAAAUAGCUUGUACUUAAGUAGGGACUAGCCGAAGCCCCAGGACAGGACGGGAAAGGCGGUUGGCGGUAGUAUCGUGUGUCGUUGAUUUGAAGAAAAAAAGCAAACGAAAUUGAUGUCUUUUAAGACGAAGCGAUGCCGGAGAAACAUAAUCAAUUAAUCGUGUCGUGUAUACAGUUUUCUUAUAUAGUUUUAAAACCCCCCGCCCCCCGCAUUAUAGUCAAAUGUGCGCUGGCGGCGUGUCUCUACUACUACUAUUACUACUACUAUUACUAUUACACGAUAUCAUUAUUGUUUCUUACUUUCAUUCGUUUUGGGUUGUUUUUUUAUCUUUAACUAAGUGCAGCGUGAACUCUAAACUGUAUGUGUUAGUACACCUUGAACGAAGCAGAAAAAAGAAGAAAAAGAAGAAGAAGAUUUCAUUACGAUGUCGAACAAAGCAUGAUGACAAAAAAAACAAAGGAAGAAGCCCCGCGCGUUUACCGAAUGUGAAUUUUGUAGUUUGUAAUUGGGAAACGACAGGCUGGUGGGAAGGAAAGAAUUUGCGCGAGAGAGAGAGAAAAGAGAAGCAAACCCAACAUAUUAUACACGUACAUUUAUAUAUAACUUAUACAAGAAAAAAUCAAGCUAAAGCUAAAAAACCACCAUUAUACUUACCAUACACCCCACCACAUGCGGUCAUUUCGGUCACACAUUUAGCGAGAACGAACACGAAUAUUGCGGGCACACACGCGGUGAUGAUAGCAAGGACACACUGAGUUAUUAGAGUGUGUGUGUAUGUGUUGUCGGUAUAUUUUUGUAAAGGUGAAGAGAUAAGGCGAAACAAAACCCCCGACACACAACACUGCUGCUGUGUUUGUAUAGCGUCACAGCGGGAACCGGUUCGCACAGAGAGAGAGAGAGAGAGCGGAUGGUUGAGCUGCUGAACACUGCGCGCCUUUGUUCGAAGCACACACUGCAGUGGUAGUAGUAGGCCAUGGAAGCAGGUGUAGUGUGCACUUGUCAGUCAAUUGAUGAGUUCAGUUUCGGCUGCUGCUGCUGCCGAUUGACGCCCUUUUACGUUUAGUGCAAUAGAGUUUAUCCUUUUCUGCGAGUCCGCCUUUUUUCUUACCGCGAACCGUCGUGCCGUCAUCAUUAUUUCUAUCAAAAUUUCGCGCGUGUAUGUGUGUUUGUAUGUGCGUAUGAUAAGCCGCGUGCGUGUGUGUGUGUGUGUUUUGUACUGAGAUUUGACUUUGACGUGGUGUGCACAACAGCAUAUCAUCCCACUCUUCAGUCCCCGUUCUCCACUUGAUGAUGGCGUUCCAACAUGGAUCCCGUUGGAUUUUUGAAAAAAAAAACAAUAAGACGUUUGAUGUGAGGGAGAAAAAGGGUGUGUGUGUGUGUGGAUAAACAGUACGAACAGUGAGGAAAAUGUAAAGCCAAAUAAAAAAAACAAUGUGAAGAAAAAUA
This is a messenger RNA of Anopheles arabiensis, 21075 nucleotides long. It is a transcript of the gene Svil, whose product is annotated as supervillin. Gene Ontology annotation, cellular component: cytoplasm; actin cytoskeleton. The transcript is spliced from 15 exons. Lineage: Eukaryota; Metazoa; Arthropoda; Insecta; Diptera; Culicidae. The record is from RefSeq and is a predicted model, not a curated record. Gene Ontology annotation, molecular function: phosphatidylinositol-4,5-bisphosphate binding; actin filament binding. The coding region runs from base 1628 to 18553 and encodes 5641 amino acids. Gene Ontology annotation, biological process: barbed-end actin filament capping; actin filament severing; cytoskeleton organization.